AAUUCCUCUCUGACUCGACAUCAUACCUGAAUAUUCGCUCACAGGUGCAUCGAAAGUACUUGGGGUCCUCGCUGGCGUCGACAUUUUGUGCAGCAAGGUACAGCAGCGGCAUUGGACCCGAUGGAACUGACACAGUCCACGCCUUCGCUCGAAUGCGUGAGAUGUUCCGAGAACACCGUUCUAUAACAAUCGCCUUGCUGUCAUCACUCCCGAUUUCAACCAUAUGUGAACCUGGUUUGCGUCAGUAUAGGGAAUUUGAAGACUCCAGGGACCCAAUGUCAUCGCACGCUUGGUGGCAUGAGGAGACACGACGGCGAUUAGAGGCAGGUUAUCGAGCAGCUCGAAUACACAGGCCACCCGCCAUCAGACUGCCCAGUGGCAAAUCACACGUCUGAGCCUCUUCCACGUUGCACUGUAUCCUGCUUGUAUUCCUCUGAGCAGACCAAGUGAGAUCGUGUCCAGAUGUGGCAUGACAGCGGCCAGCACAGAUCUGUCAUUCCUCUUGCCCAACCCUCUCGGCCAUGCAAGAUGUGGGAGGUCUUGGCGGCCUCUCUGCCUCGACUGUGAGCUGGCCGUACCUCACAAACUGCGAUGGCAUCCCGUCAACGGUUGCAAGUCCCACAUUGUCCGAGGUAUCAUCGUCCCACUCAGCCGUUCGAGACAGUCCAAUGCCAUUGGCUCUUCAGGUCUCGCUCGCCUAACAACACAGAUCGCGGGCGCACCGUCUAUAAUAGAAACGGGUCGUGGACGCCCUAUUCCCUUGCUGGAAGCCCUCCUGGGCCUCUUAGAAGCCACAUCCAAGACACGCAAGCUUCACAAGAGGCUGGACCGAUCAGACUCGCCAAACUCGUGGACACAUGCAACCUGAAAUCACAACUCUCCACGGAGGCCAGCGGCCCCCAGGCUGAUGGCCUGGUACUAUAAGACCGAGCACGUCAUGCUGGAGAAUAUGCCAUGCUAUGCUGUGGUGCUCGACAACAGACCGAAAAAACAGAUCAGCUCCUGUUUCGCGAAGUGCUCUCCCAAACAUACACAUUACGGCUAAUAAGAUGAAGGUCGUCCUCCCUGUUCUCCUUGCGCCUGUGGUACUCGCGUACCGCAAUCCGUUGCCUCACGGGCUUGGCGCGCAUGCGAAGCCCAUGGCCAAGCUCUCCAACGAAUCCACACCGACCUGUGGCGUCGGAUACACCUACUGCGGAUAUAUCCUGCAGCAGGAGAAACACUUCGAGCUGGGCAGCAUCCUCACCGCGUACUGCCAGGGGGGCGGCUGCGACGCGGCGACGGGGACGACCCACACCGACCCCCUGCAGGCCCUCUACGUGUGCGUGCCCAAGGAGGCGGUCCCGAGGAGGCGCGACGCCGAGGAGGACACGCCGUACUCCGGACCCGUCAAGAUCGAGCUGCUGUGUGCCUGCAGCGGGAGGCCCUUUGCCGGGGAGGAGAACGUGUGCCUGAACCCGGCCGGGGACCAUAUCGGCCGGUGCAGCACGCCUUGCGUCAACAGUGACUGCCGGAAGCCCGAUGCUGCUCCUGGGGCGCAUUAGGUAGCUUCUCGUUUGUGUUCCAAGGUUUGGUGUCUGGUCCUCUUUGGUGACGGAUCUGUACGGAUUGGCAGACCAAGUAUGUUGGUGAUCUUGUUCAUGUUGAUCUUAGAGUAUUUCUGAAGGAACGGUUUGAUUUGGUUGUUAGCUUCUUCAGCUAGGAAGUUUCUUUCCUGCUGGGGAGGAGGCUCGAAGAAGACAUUGCCCGGACGACGAGAAAUAGUACACGUGCUGCAAAUCAUUUAUUAU
Molecule: messenger RNA, 1790 nt
Organism: Diaporthe batatas
Lineage: Eukaryota; Fungi; Ascomycota; Sordariomycetes; Diaporthales; Diaporthaceae
Exons: 2
Coding region: 960-1544 (194 amino acids)
Source: RefSeq, a predicted model, not a curated record